Solenopsis invicta (red fire ant) is the source of this 4834-nucleotide messenger RNA. Its product is annotated as cytosolic carboxypeptidase 1. The transcript is spliced from 18 exons. Gene Ontology annotation, molecular function: zinc ion binding; metallocarboxypeptidase activity. The coding region runs from base 330 to 3809 and encodes 1159 amino acids. The record is from RefSeq and is a predicted model, not a curated record. NCBI's taxonomy places the organism in Eukaryota, Metazoa, Arthropoda, Insecta, Hymenoptera, Formicidae. Gene Ontology annotation, biological process: proteolysis; protein side chain deglutamylation; C-terminal protein deglutamylation.
AGCGGCCGUCGCUAAAAAUAGACGCGGCUCGUGAGUAUAGGUGUGUGUAGGUGCGCGCGCGGUAUGCAUUUAAACAUAGUUUUGGCAGGCAGAAACGUCAAACCGCCGCGGAGUGGCGAAGCGUGAGGAUCGCUUCGCGAAGUUCGCACGGAGAUUCUCGCCAGACGAUAGACGAGCACGAGAACCGUCACCGGCCGUCGUCGCGCGAAAAAAUUUCUUCCCUUUUCCUUUAGAGUUCCUCCAGCAGCAAUCUCGGUUCAUUGAAAUUCGGCCUUUGACGCUAGAGGCUAGCGUCAAGAGAGCUUUUCAUAGACGGAGGGCGAGAUGAUAUGAAAAAAGGUGCAUCGCGGCGAGGUACGACGAGGAGAAUCGGAAUCGGCGAACCGGCGAACCGGCGGCGAUGCAACCGGCGGCAGCGGUGCUGCGGGCGGCCGACGACGAGUCGUGCGCGACCGGCGACGUUCAGCGGGAAGAGUAAAGAACCUAGAAGACAGAAUCGUGUUUCUCCGUGUGUAUGUGUUGUGAUGUCAGCGGGUAAUAAAAGCGCGGACGAGCUUGUGAACGAUGCGCUGUUGGAGAAGCUUCGAACUUACGCGGCUAAACCGCAGGAAGCGGCCGACGCGCUCAGGGCGAUCGCGGCCAAGAUUCACGCACGUGUCACCUCGUCAGAUCGACGGAUACGCGAGCGCACGUUGGAGAAGCUCUGGCGCAAGAAUUCCGGUACGAUGGAAUUGUUUAUUAUGACCCUGGAGAACUGCAAGGAUCACGUUGCUAACUGCAGUAUCAUCGGCAUCCUGCACGAAUGUAUAUCGCCUCGAGUGACCAGAUGCAAAUCCAAGGAAAGAGGGAGCAAGAAUAAAAGUGCCACAAGAACCAGUAGCCGAAUGGCGGUCAUUCAACUCAUCAACUUAGGUAUCACGCAAGUCCUAGUUAAACUUUUAAUAAAUCUACAACACGCAGACACUAUUACGAGCGAAGUACUCACUCAAGACAUCCUCUGGAUUUUGGGACAGGUGGCUCCGAGGGACCAGAAGUUUGUGUCAAAAAUGAAACUGCUCAAUUCCGUAAAAGUGUUCCAUGCGCUGUUAAAACAGCAUUACAACAACAGCAAGAUGUUAUUGCCGCUGUUGUUGAUCAUUAAAACUCUCACUAAAAACUCUUUUUCUUUGCAAACCCUAGUAAAGGACGGCAUCACUGGUACUUUGGAAAAAACGUUUGUCAGUGUGGGUUAUACCCCACACUUGAAAUUGAGGACACUAUUGGAGUGUUUCAAACAUUUAACGACCAAUAAAUUAUGUUGUAACAAAUUCGUUAAGGCGGGAAUGGUACACUUGCUGAUGCGAAUCUUCGAGAGGUGGGAAAGAUUCGAUGGGCAGAUACGCUUGAAGAUUUGUAAUUACGCUCUGAAUACACUUCAGCAUCUCUGCGUAAUAAAAGCUGGAAGAAAAGCUAUCAAGUCGAACAAUGGCUUACAGCUACUGUACCGGUUCUGCAUGAGCUGUCCAGAGGACAAAGCUUAUGACUGCCUGCUGUCGCGUAUUUGCGGAAUAAUCAAUCAGUGUCUGGAGAAGAAGGAAUUACCGGUGCCCGAAAUAUCGCCCGCGAGAUUUGUUCUGCCCGAAGUGAGUGUUAACAGAACGAACAGUGCGGAAAGCGGUAGCGACAUCGACAGCCAGGCGAACAGCGUGGCUUCUAUCGGUAGACUGUACAGCGAUCUCGAUUCUGGAGACGACGAGGAGAGCCACGACUCCAGAGAUACAAUGGACAAUGAGAUUCACGGGGGCGACGAGGUGGAUGAGAACAAAUUUUUCGCCGGAGUUUUUACGUCGCAAAGAUCCGAGGAAGAUCUCGCUGGAUACCAUACGUAUUUUAAGGAAUUGGGAAAUCUGCGAUCGCAGCUACAAAUCAUUGGCUCGUCGAACGUCAAACUAAUCGAUCUUUGUUUGAUGGAGGACGAUCAGAUAAACUCACCGCUCGCAAAGGCGGGAAAGACGAAGACCUCGACGAAGGACUUCUCGAGAUCUAACGGUACGUCGAAAAGUCAAUUGGUGAACGGCGGCACUAACAAUUUGAAGGUCCUAAAAGACUUGUCGGCGAACGGGACGGAUCAGCACGCGUAUUGCACUGUGGCGAGCAGGGUGAGGAGUGUUAUCGGUUUCGUCAAGGUCGCCUAUCCGGACCUGAUCGGCGGCGACGGUCUGGGGAAAGCCGAGCCGCUCAACACGAAGGACAGGAAGGUUUGUCGCGCAAAACUACUUACCUGCGUGGAACGCAGCCUCCACACUGUCGCCACCAUCCAGGAAGUCGUUUAUGACCUUGAUGCACUCGCGAAUUCUACCUCCCGGGGAACGCCGGGCGUCGAUCACGUGUUUGGCAAUUGGGACGAGAAGAGGAUCGGCAAACGCAAUUUGGAUACAAAACGAUUGCAAUUCGAAUCGAGAUUCGAAAGCGGCAAUCUGAGAAAAGCCAUUCAGAUAGGUUCACGAGAAUACGACCUUAUUCUAACCCCGGACGUCAACAGCGGUUCCAGACAUCAAUGGUUCUACUUUGAGGUUUCCAGCAUGGAGGCGAGCGUACCAUACACGUUCAAUAUAAUUAACUGCGAGAAGACAAACUCACAGUUCAAUUUCGGCAUGAAGCCAAUACUGUUCAGCGUCAUGGAGGCGCAAUGUGGUAGACCAGGCUGGGUGAGAACCGGCGUCGACAUUUGUUACUAUCGAAAUUGUUAUCAGCGGUCUACCAAGGGUAAAACGUACUUCACGACGUCCUUCACGGUCACGUUUCCGCACGCCUACGACGUUUGUUAUCUGGCGUAUCAUUUUCCGUAUACGUAUAGUCGGCUGAUGACCAACAUUUGGCAGUGGACAAAGAGAGUCUCCGCAGCGAACGUGUACUUUCGCGCGGAGACGCUCUGCGAGACUUUAAACGGCAAUGAGAAUCCUGUGCUCACCAUUACGUCACCAGAUUCCAAGACUAAUCCUAUACAUACGCGAAAGAUGAUCUUCUUAACAUCGAGAGUACAUCCCGGUGAAAGCAACGCUUCUUGGGUGAUGCAUGGAACUAUGGAGGCUCUUCUAAGUGACAGCCAGGAUGCCAGCAGUUUACGUGACGAUUAUGUGUUCAAAAUAAUUCCUAUGCUAAACAUAGAAGGAGUCGUAAACGGAUGCAAUAGAUACGGUCUGACGAACGAGGACCUGAACCGACGCUGGAGCAGUCCCAAUCGGAUAUAUCAUCCGGUCAUCUAUCACGCCAAGGGCCUGAUGGAAUAUUGCGCCAGGGUGUUGCAGAGACCGCCCCACGUUUUCGUCGACUACCACGGCCAUUCGCGAAGGAAGAACGUGUUUCUGUUCGGUUGUUCAAGGUCGGGUUCCUGGAGCGCCGCGGACAGGGCGAAACCGGACCAGCCGGUGCAGUAUUUGAUGUUACCGCACCUUAUGCAGAGGACUUCGCCGGCUUUUGCUCUGCCGCUCUGUUCCUUCAAGGUCGAGAGGAACAAGGAAUCCACCGCCAGGGUCGCUGUAUGGCGGCAGUUGGGUGUUCCGAGAAGUUACACGAUGGAAAGCAGUUUUUGUGGAUGCGAUCAAGGCAUAUUGGCGGGGUUACAUUUCGACACAGAACACCUCAAAGCCAUUGGGAGAGAUUUCUGCCAAGCUUUAUCUAUGAUGAAGGACGGCGGUGACGAUUGGACUAUUGGGAAAUCAACAGAGCAAGCCUGUUGCCCGAGAAUGUGUGUUUUAAGAAAGUCACGGAAGAUACCGAAAUGUAUUCAAGAUAAACACGCUAUACAUCAUACCACGGCACUUUCUUAGCAAACGAGAUAAUUAAACAAUUGUAUUAUAAGGCAAGAUUUGUGUGUGACUGUCCGUGUGCGCGUAUAAUACUAAUUUAACGCUUUCGCUAACUUGUUGUAUGUAACAUUGUUAAUGUAUGUUACCCUUUUCCCCCGUUAUUGAUCAACCUAACAUGUUUUUGUAAACUAAUGAUAAUGGCCAGUAAGUGAAAAGAGCUAUCAGUUGAUUUAUUCAUCUAUUACUCUUUAAGUUAAUCGACAGUUGGCUUAUCAAUUCAAUAUGUUCGUUAUUAAUUGCGCUUGUUACUUCUUUUAGAAUUUCUAUGGAGAAAAAUAUUCUCGCGGAAUCAGGAUGUAUGGACGACGACGUAUCUUCCAGUAGUGAAUCCAAUGAUUCCGAUUUCGAGACUUAGGGGACUGCACCUUUUAGUCAAGUAUCGAAGCAGCUAUUUCAACAAUAAAAUUCAUUACGAACGUUUACUCUCCUGCACUUUUAAAUUUUAAAUUCAACACAAAGUACACAAAUUAUUUCAAUUCUGAAUAAAAUGACGUAGUGCAAAGAAAUACUCGACACUUUGCAAAGAGAGAUACACGGAACAAUAUUUAUUUAAACACUGGUAACAAACAUUUAAAGCUAUUCUCUAUGAAAAUACUAUUUACAUUUCGUAAAGUCUAUUUGUACAUAUGUAUGUAUCUCGGAAGUCAAUAUUUCGCAAAUCAAGUUCCAUGGUAAACGAGAUUAUGUUUGCUAUAGAUUUAAUACGUGAGAGCAGCUACUUAAGUUAAUAUGGCCGCGUACAGUUAUUUAGCUCCAAAAUAAAAAGUUGGAAAUAUGUCACGAAAUCAUCUAUUAGCGGUGAUAAAACAAUGGCACCUAGAGAACUUAACAUUUUUGAAAAAUUUCAAUCAUCUGUAAAAGAAAGGUUUAGAUAAUACCAAAAAUAAAAGGGAGCUGUGUCAUUCCCUAAUACGGUACCUCGCUCUAUACUUUGUACACAUUAUACGAUUAUAUAAAUAUAGGAAAUAAAUGUUAACGAGUUGUGA